Molecule: messenger RNA, 7261 nt
Organism: Siniperca chuatsi (mandarin fish)
Lineage: Eukaryota; Metazoa; Chordata; Actinopteri; Centrarchiformes; Sinipercidae
Gene: pde5ab
Product: phosphodiesterase 5A, cGMP-specific, b
Exons: 22
Coding region: 208-2880 (890 amino acids)
Biological process (GO): signal transduction
Molecular function (GO): protein binding; 3',5'-cyclic-GMP phosphodiesterase activity
Source: RefSeq, a predicted model, not a curated record
UCCUCCAGUAGUCGCUUCACCAACUAGGAAGCGCACAGUCACCGCUUCAGGAUCCGCGCGCACCGACCGACCGACCGACCGACCGGCCCCGGAGCACUUCUGUCUUUUUCUCCGCAUACAUUAUUCGGUACCGGGCCGUCCGUGUGUAGAUGUAGACGGUACAUCAGUACAGCUCACAGUGGGAGACUCUGUUGUCGCCUUUGCGCCAUGGAGGACUGCUGUUCCCCGGAAAGCGAGAGGAUGGAAGCGUGGCUGGACGACCACUUGGAGUUCACCCACUCCUACUUUAUCAGGAAGGCGUCAAGGGAGAUGGUGAAUUCCUGGUUCGCUGAGCGCGUCCACUCCAUCCCGCCAUCUGCCUCCAAAGAAAAUCCUCCACAGCAGCGGGCCCACCAGUCCUCCACAGACCCUGGCCCCCCAUCUGCCCCCACCAUCCUCCCGCCCACCCUCAGCCUCCUGGACAACCGCUGCCCGUCCCCGGCCACGGUCCCCAGCCCGGCCCCCGGCACCCCGACUCGCAAAAUCUCCGCGUCAGAGUUCGACCGCCCACUCAGACCCAUCGUGGUUAAAGACUCUGAGGGCUCUCUGACGUUUCUGAGUGACGCUGACCGCGGGACUGACUCACUCUGGGGCUCAGUGAUGGGUGAGGGUGGUGUUGGUGGGGGAGGUAAUGGAGGUGGAUGUAGCAGGGCGGGUAGUGGCAGCGGGGGUGACCGCUGCACCAGGCUGCUGGAGCUGGUGAAGGAUGUGUCGAGUCAUCUGGACGUGACAGCACUCUGCCACAAGAUCUUCCUCCACAUCAACGAGUUGAUCGCUGCAGACCGCUACUCACUGUUCCUGGUGGGCGAGGACAGCUCCAACAGGAAGUUCUUGGUCAGCCGCCUGUUCGAUGUAGCCGAGGGAUCAACACUGGAGGAGUCCUCCAGUAGCUCCAUCCGGCUAGAGUGGAACAAGGGCAUUGUGGGACAUGUAGCCGCCACGGGACAGCCGCUCAAUAUCAAGAACGCUUACGAGGACCCCAGGUUCAAUGCUGAGGUGGACCUGAUCACAGGUUACAAAACCCAGAGUAUCCUUUGCCUUCCCAUCAAGAACCACAGAGACGAGGUAGUUGGAGUGGCUCAGGCUAUCAAUAAAAAAUGUGGGGAGGACGGUGCCUUCACUGACCAGGACGAAAAGGACUUCUCAGCCUAUUUGGCCUUUUCAGGCAUCGUCCUGCACAACGCUCAGCUCUACGAGACAUCGCAGCUGGAAAACAGACGCAAUCAGGUGCUGUUGGACCUGGCCAGUCUGAUCUUUGAGGAGCAGCAGUGUCUGGAGGUUUUACUGAGGAAGAUUGCAGGAACCAUCCUGUCCUUCAUGCAGGCCCAGGCUUGUACCGUCUUCAUCGCUGACGAAGACUCCAUGAAUUCCUUCUCCAGUGUCUUUCACAUGGAAUACGAGGAGCUUGGUGAAGUCCUAGACGCCCCCAAAAGGGACUGUGAUGUCAGUCAGAUUAACUACAUGUACGCCCAGUAUGUUAAAAACACCAUGCAGCCUCUCAACAUUGCAGACGUCACCAAGGAUCAACGCUUCCCCUGGACAAGUGAAAACCCAGAUCACACCCGCACCCAGAUAAAGAGUUUGCUCUGCACUCCAAUCAGGAAUGGCAAGAAGGACAAAGUCAUAGGUGUAUGUCAGUUGGUGAACAAGAUGGAUGAAGCAUCAGGCAGUGUGAAGGCCUUCAACAGGAACGAUGAGCAGUUCCUGGUGGCAUUUGCCAUCUUCUGCGGUCUUGGCAUCCAGAACACACAGAUGUACGAAACAGUGGAGAGAGCCAUGGCCAAGCAAGAGGUCACUCUGGAGGUCUUGUCAUAUCACGCCUCCGCUGCAGAGGAGGAAUCGCGGGAACUCCAGGUAACCGCGGUAGCCACAGUGCCGUCAGCCCAGUCGUUGUGUCUUCUGGACUUCAGCUUCAGUGACUUUGACUUGUCAGACACUGAAACCACGCUGGCUACUAUCCGCAUGUUUGUCGACCUCAACCUGGUCCAGAACUUUCAGAUGAAGUACACGAGUUUAUGUCAGUGGAUUAUGAGUGUGAAGAAGAACUACAGGAAGAAUGUGGCUUAUCACAACUGGAGACAUGCUUUCAACACCGCACAGAGCAUGUUCGCCCUCCUCAAGUCAGGACGCUUACAGAAUAACCUGAGCGAUGUGGAGGUCUUGGCUCUGAUGAUUGCCACUCUCAGCCAUGACCUGGACCACAGAGGAGUCAACAACUCCUACAUACAGAGGAGCGACCAUCCACUGGCCCAGCUGUACUGCCACUCCACCAUGGAGCAUCACCACUUCGACCACUGCCUCAUGAUCCUCAACAGCCCCGGAAACCAGAUCCUGAGCGGCCUCUCCCUGGACGAGUACAAGACCACUCUGAAGAUGAUUGAGAGGGCUAUUCUGGCCACUGACCUGGCCCUGUACAUGAAGAGGCGCGGGGAGUUCUUUGAGCUCACCAAGAACAGCCAGUUUGUUUGGGAGGACGAACAUCACAGAGACUUACUGAGGUCAAUGCUGAUGACUGCAUGCGACAUCUCAGCCAUCACCAAACCCUGGCCAGUGCAAAAAAGGAUUGCGGAGCUGGUAGCCACUGAGUUCUUCGAACAGGGGGAUAAGGAGAGACGCGAGCUGAACAUUGAGCCCAGUGACCUGAUGAAUCGUGAGAAAAGAGAUAAGAUUCCUAGCAUGCAGGUGUCCUUCAUUGAUGCCAUCUGCACCCAGUUAUAUGAGACCUUGGCUGGCAUGUCGGAGUAUUGCUCCCCGUUGUUGGAAGGAUGUCAGGAAAACCGCCAGCAUUGGAAGCGUUUGGCUGAGGAGUGCGAGAAGGGGCUGGUCAACGGCUUGAUGUGAUUCCAACACCAGUUUGGUUUUCAGCCAACACAAAUUUCCAGGGUUCGCCCUGUCCAACCAGGUCUCACAAAAUUUCAUGAAAUUAACAUGAUAUCUAAAAGGUCAAAUAGCAUGCUUUGUGCACAGAAGUGGCCAAAAAAAUUAAAUAUUCCCUGCCAGAAAAAGAUUGUGGUGAAAAAAAACUACAUAAAGGUUUGACAGUGAAAGGGCAGAUACACAUGCCUUCAACUUUAGCAACCUUAGAGCAGGUUCAGGUCCCAACUUAUGCCAAGAGUGUUUCUAACACUUAAAGAAUAAUUAUGGUUACAACUUUGGUCUUGUUUUCCUAUGUCUGUCCAUCCGUCCUAUCUGUAAUACAGUUGUACUCAACAAGUGAAUUGCUCAGAUUGGGAAAUGCAGCAGCAUCACUAAACAAGACUGAGAGCUAUGCUAGCAGUCAGGCUUUAUUUAGGCACAGCGGUGCUUUGAGCUGAAUGCUAACAUAAGCAUGCUAACAGGUCCACAAGGACAAUGUCAGCAUGCUGAUCUUUAGGGUAGAGUGGUGAGGUACUGUAAAAUGUUCCCUGUGUCCACCAUCUUAGUUUAGCAUGUUAUCACACAAAAAUUUGCUAAUUAGCACAAAGUACAGCUAAUAAUAAUGGGAAUGUCAUUGUUUUUGCAAGCAUUUAGCCAUUAACCAAACUAUUGCUAGAGGAAACAUAAGGGGAUCAGCAAAGUAAUAAGAAUGAAUCUUCUGGGAACCAUGAAUGUCUGUACAAAUUUCAUUUCAUUUCAAUCUAUCAAGUAGAUGUUGAGCUACAGUAGGGCCUAUAUCAGUGGGGACCAAAGUGGUGGCUGAAAAUGUGGUGCAGUCAGCCAACCUGUAAGCUGUCCGUGUUGUUAGCUCUUUUUCAGUGGUGACCUAGAAGACAGCAAACUUACACGUCUGUAGUUCAGUGCAAUGAGGGAUUAUUAUCAACAUUUUGAGCUGUGAUCACUUUGGAGUUUUCUCCAAAUAAAGUGGUUUGGAUAAUCUGGCUAAACUCUUGGCUUGUUUCAAACCUUUCUGAUCAUCUAACAGCUCAUUUCUUGCUCUGCUGGACUUUGUUAUGGCAAUGUCACCAUGUUCCCAGGUCUCAGCAAUCACAUCAUAACAGAUAGAAAUGAUGGCCAAAUCUACAAAAAUAAGACCCAAGUUGUCAUAUCCCUUAACAUAAAACCUUAAACAAAUUGUCUUAAUUUAACUGUUAGCCAGCUCCCAUGACAAACAGGUGAGGAUGACGUGCAAUGUUGUGUUAAUAACAUAAUAAUGGUUCAGAGUCAUGCUCAUUUCGCCAAACUUUGUGAGACUUGUCUUCCUGUCACCAUUCUUUCAAGGCUUUCACUCACCAGAGGAAAUAAUAGUCAGCACUAAGCUAUAUACCAUUUUUAUUUUUGCACAGAGUGGCUUUCAUCUUGAAGUCUCACCUGCACUAUCUCUCACAGGUAGUGAAAUGUAGGGGAGCACUGAAUGGUAAGAAGUAGAUCCCUGGGGAUCAGCACCAUUACAGUGAGAUACAGAUAUUGUACUUACUAUGUACUUUACAUAAUGUCACAAUAAUCUGAUGAGCUUGUUAAAUGUCUUCAUUCACAGCACACACACAUUACAAGGGUUUGAGUCUUUUGUAACAUUUUUUUCACUCAUUGUCUUAACUAUUGCAUAUUUAUUUUGUUUUAUAUAUUUAUUAGAGUUUCUAUAUUGUAAGGUAAUCCUUUUAUCAAGAGCACACAAUUCUUUAUAUAGCAAAUGUAGUUUUCAUACUUUAAAAAAUCCCAUCUCUGCUUUUUUGAAGGACCUUUCUUUGUAACAACUCUUUCAGACGACAUUUGGAAAUGUACUGUAUUGUGUCAUUUGAAAUUUUGUUUUGUUUUGAAAAUGUAAAAGAGCCAAAGACUAGGCCUGCAAUUUCACAGGGAAAUGGGUCUAGAAUUUUCCACUGCCUUGUUGUGAUAAAAUAGGACCAAUUCACAAUUUAAAAAAACAAACUUUUUAUUUGUCCAUAUGCUUUUCCCCAGUGAGAGGCUGUUUUUUACAUCCCAUUUUUAUAAUUGAAUGAUGGAGCAAUGUUUGCGUCAAAUUGCGGGCAGCCUGACUAGACUGUGUUUGACUGAUUCAAUACUUUGACGUCACUUGCGUUUCAGCCAACAAGAGAACAUAACUGUAAUUUGCUGAAAACCAACCAAUAUGAUGGCACAGGGAUGUCAUUGAGCUCUGGUACACUAAAUGAUUCAAAUUCGACUUGCUGAUCAGCAAAUAUACAUCAUGACUUACACUUCAAUGAUCAAGCUAGUCUGGCGGAAUUGAUGUACAAGAAAUUCACUAAGAGUGAAAAGACUGGGCCAAAGAGUUCAGCCGGGUUCAGUCGGGUUUGUACUUUUACUGCAAAGCCCGAUUGUGAAAUGAAAUUUGGUGAGAAGCUCUCUCCAUAUAAAAGAGUUCGGAAUGUUCCAGGGCUAUAUGCUGACACAGAUUCUUUAAAGGUUAAAAUCACACAAUCACAUGGAGCAGAAAGCCCUGCUGCACUGCUGUCCAAUGGGUAAAACUUUCGGGUAUAUUACAGUUCUGGUGGCCAAACGUUUUCAGCCCAUAGAGCAGUGGUUCCCAACAUAGUCAUGACCCCAAGAGGUCCCUAGAGAGAUCUGAGGGGUCACCACCACUGAAUGAGUAAAGGGAUACGACAGAAAAAAAGAGUCUGUAAUACAAAGCUAUACACACUACCGCUCAAAAGUUAGGAGUCACCUGUUGUAUUGAUGGUUUUCUUCUUUCCUUCAGUAAUGGCUGUUUUAACAUAGAUAAAAGAUAGAAUAGAUAGAUAAAAACUGUAUAAUAAUAAUACACCAAAUGUAUUAUUUACAUUUGAAAGAGUUGUAGAAUAAUUAAAUGACCCACAGUGUUGCAUGACAGGGGAGAAUACUGUUGGAACCAUUUUUUCCCCCAAAUACUUGUUUUCCAGUCCAGAAGUGCGUAAGUGACCUGAGAUCAUUUUUGAACCACAUCUGUGCAACUGGGCUGUAAAUAUUUUGGGAAGCCGUUUUUCUUUGGGCCCUCUGCAGUCUCCUGAGUGGUUAGACUGAAUCGGUUUAAACUGUGAUUUGUCCGUCCACAGUAUGUUCAGCUGCUGUUCUGUGAUCCAGUUCCAGCAGUGUUAACCCUGGACUAACCUGCUGUUUCUAUUUGAAGUUUUAAGAAAAGCUUUGCUAAAGCAACACUCCUGUUAAUUGCAGCUUGUUAGAGGCAUUAUUGUGCUUUGACACUGAAACAGGAACCUGUUCCUGUUUAAAUCUGCACCGAUUUUAAUGCUCAGCUUCCAGUUUCUUUUACCAAUGACUGCUCAUUUCUUCUAGUCUUAUUGAACUGUUGCUCAGAGGGAACUUUGUCUCUUUCUGCCCUUUCAGUUGUCCCUUCAUACAAAAUAACAUCUAUUUGUAAAGAGGUAUUCCUCUGAGCCUUCUGAAUGUAUCGAAUCGAAGUUUUUGUGGCAGGCGACUCCAAACUUCUGCGUGGUAGUGUAUAUUUUCACUAUUCAACAAGUUGUUUUUUGUUGUGAAAUACAGGCCAAAUCCUUCGAAUGAAACUAUUGGAAAAAGAAAUCGCUCCUUGUAGAACUGCUCUCAACACGUGUCCACACUUGGACUGCGUAUCAUAAAUUUUUGAUGCUAGUGCCAAUACCAGCAAACUCCAGUGGGAUGAAAAAGGUGACAGUUCUGAGAAUAGGGCCAAACUACUUGCUUUGUGCUGCACCGCUUUCAGUGUGCUGCCGCUGGGCCAAAGCUAAAGUAGUUAGAGGAACUACACACUAAACUUUUACACAAUCACAGAAAUUCUUAUUGGCAUGUGAUGUUAGUACAGGUGAUAUUUCCAACAAAAUUCAUAUUUUGUAAUAAAACAACUUGUUUUUUCAGCUCAAAAGUAGCUUGUAUGUGAAAGUUGAGUUACUGAAGUUAAACAGCAACAUUCAAGUUACAGCAAAGGUUUUAUGACAAACGUGAGGUCCAGCAGGGUCCGGCCUUAAGUACAACGUGUCCGCCCAGGCGGCGGCGGACACCAGAUGCACAACAAGAAUUGAAGGUUUAUUAUAAUGAAGAUGUUGGUUGUUUACUCUUGCACAUUCAAUUGCCAUCAUUCGGUUCACUUUACACACUUCUAAAACCUUCAGUGCUCAGUACGCACAGUAACAGGGGCCACCCAGGUGCGUGCCCCGUCUUAACUAAAGCACUUCUGUAGACGCACAUGCUCAGAAGGCUCAUUUUUAAUCUGUGGUUGUGUUUUGAACUUUGAAUAAGACUCCAGGACUGUAAUACAUGUGCCUGUUGGCUAACCUCUGUGCUUUUUCAACAAACAAAAUAUUUCCUUACUGCUUCA